Macaca mulatta (Rhesus monkey) is the source of this 2725-nucleotide messenger RNA. It is a transcript of the gene GABPB2, whose product is annotated as GA binding protein transcription factor subunit beta 2. Gene Ontology annotation, biological process: positive regulation of transcription by RNA polymerase II. Gene Ontology annotation, cellular component: nucleus. The record is from RefSeq and is a predicted model, not a curated record. Gene Ontology annotation, molecular function: protein binding; transcription cis-regulatory region binding. NCBI's taxonomy places the organism in Eukaryota, Metazoa, Chordata, Mammalia, Primates, Cercopithecidae.
AAAAAAAAUAAUAAAGAAAGAAAAGAAAUGACUCAGUUAUUUGUUUCACUGUUUGCACGGACAGCUUGGCUCUGGGGUCCUUACAUUCGGGCUGUAACUGGAAAAAUGUGUCCAUCAGGCACCAGAACCCAAUUCACAAACAAAGCCAGGAACGUCCCAAACAGCUGCAGCCGAGGUUUGGGAUAAGGAAGUGAGGCUUUCCUGUCAACCUAAACCUGGCCGCUCAGGACCCGGAAGAAGCAGCCGAGAGUUAAGACGCAAACUGCAGGACUGAUGCACGAUCCGAGUCUCCCUCAGCGGUUCUCCAGGUUCUUGGCGCCAACACGAGCCCCGGGCUCCGUUCCCUGCUGGAACUAUUCAGACGCGCAAGACACGUAACCAGCAGUCCUCCGCCCCGUUAAAUAGUCCUGCCUAGGAUGCCUCGGUGACGCACUUUUCCACCUCAGAAGUCCCUCAGCAGAUAUGCGAUGAGCCUCGGGGAUGCAUCAUCUUUCUGUUCGAAUGGGAGUAUGGGUUUUCUGAUCAUUUUCCCUUCACAGAUUCCUCCGCCAGAAAUCUUACUCGCGGCGUCUUCAUUUCCGGGUCCGCCAUUUCCUUGCCUCUGUUUCUCCACGAGGGGGGGUUAAAGGCCCCCAAAACAUGCACACAUGAAAAGGGCAAAAAGUAACCGUCCUUGACAGGCAGUCUUAACUAGAGAAGGAAACGGGACUAAACUGGCGGGCUCCGUGGAAGCGCGGCCGGCAGCGUCCCGGACGAGGAGAUGUCUUUGGUGGACUUGGGAAAGAGGUUGCUAGAGGCAGCAAGAAAAGGCCAAGAUGAUGAAGUGAGAACAUUGAUGGCAAACGGCGCCCCAUUCACCACAGACUGGUUUUCCAAAUUGAGAGUCUCCUGUGGAUAUAUAGGUGAUAAUUGUAAGCUUGGAACAUCACCCCUCCACCUUGCAGCUCAGUAUGGUCAUUAUUCCACAGCAGAAGUACUCCUUCGAGCAGGUGUUAGCAGGGAUGCCCGGACUAAAGUAGACAGGACCCCCUUGCACAUGGCUGCUGCAGAUGGACAUGCACACAUCGUGGAACUGCUUGUUCGGAAUGGUGCAGAUGUGAAUGCCAAGGACAUGCUGAAGAUGACAGCUUUGCAUUGGGCCACAGAGCGCCACCAUCGAGAUGUUGUAGAGUUACUUAUCAAAUAUGGAGCUGAUGUCCAUGCUUUCAGCAAAUUUGAUAAAUCUGCCUUUGACAUAGCUCUGGAGAAAAACAAUGCUGAGAUUUUGGUCAUCCUCCAGGAAGCAAUGCAGAAUCAGGUGAAUGUUAAUCCAGAGAGAGCCAACCCUGUGACUGACCCUGUGACUAUGGCUGCUCCAUUCAUCUUCACAUCGGGAGAGGUUGUUAAACUCACAAGCCUUGUUUCUUCAGCCAACACCAAAACAACCUCAGGUGACCCCCAUACCUCAACAGUACAGUUUUCAAAUUCUACCACCUCAGUGCUGGCUACCCUUGCAGCUCUUGCUGAGGCAUCUGUCUCCUUCUCCAACUCACAUAGAGCCACAGCCAAUUCAGAGGAAAUUAUAGAGGGAAAUUCCGUUGACUCAUCAAUCCAGCAAGUAAUGGGGAGUGGAGGCCAGAGGGUCAUCACCAUAGUAACUGAUGGAGUCCCUCUGGGUAAUAUCCAAACUUCAAUCCCUACUGGAGGCAUUGGUCAGCCAUUUAUUGUAACUAUGCAAGAUGGACAGCAAGUUCUAACUGUACCUGCUGGUCAGGUUGCAGAGGAGACUGUAAUUAAAGAGGAAGAAGAAGAGAAGUUGCCACUAACAAAGAAACCAAGGAUAGGAGAGAUGACAAACAGUGUGGAGGAAAGCAAGGAAGGCAAUGAAAGAGAGCUACUACAGCAACAACUCCUGGAGGCCAAUCGAAGAGCCCAGGAAUACCGACACCAGCUCCUAAAGAAAGAGCAGGAAGCAGAACAGUACCGUCUUAAGCUGGAGGCCAUAGCCCGACAGCAGCCCAGUGGAGUUGAUUUUACCAUGGUUGAAGAGGUGGCUGAGGUCUAUAUGUAAACCUUAGGAUCAUUUACCCUUUUUGUUUGUGACCACCUUCAAGGCAAGAACUAUAUUUGAGUUUUGUCCCUCAGAGGACUGUGAAAGGCUGCAGCCUUGAAAUUUUUCCUUGUCCUUGCUUUAAAAUCUCGGUUUGAAGAGGAUAAUGAAGUCAAGUGACUGGAUUCUCUACUCCUUCCUUGCUUGCUUUCCUCCAGUAUCUAGGAAACUAGCACUGGCCCCGAGGCACCUUGGUUUAAGUAAGGCACCCCAUACGGGAAAAACUGAGACCUAAAGGACCACUUCAACCUGGUGAAACAAGCGCCACGCAAAAAGAGGUCAGACUCUGGAGGACAACCAAAUUUGGCCAGACAAGCUUAACUGAAAUGGGAGUAAUGUUCAGAGAGCAUUAAAAAAAGCCCUGAGGGUAAAAUCUAUAGAUGAAAAGUAUAAGGAUACAAAGGGAAAGAGAUUGCCUAGUGAAAACAGAUCGCAAAGUUAGGAAUAGGAAUAGCUUAUGCGCUAGUCUGAAGAAAUUACUGUCUCACAAGAUACCAUGCCGUUGCCUUUAGAAAGCGUUUUCACAUUCUAGUACUUGAGCUUCUCAAACCCAUUUUUCAGAUGAACAAAUGGAGGCUCCGGGUGAAGUUUUGACCAAUCAUGAUCACAAAUAAUAAAGCGCGGAACUAGAAACAA